This is a messenger RNA of Odocoileus virginianus texanus, 1654 nucleotides long. Lineage: Eukaryota; Metazoa; Chordata; Mammalia; Artiodactyla; Cervidae. The record is from RefSeq and is a predicted model, not a curated record.
AUUGCUGGGCACCUCACCACAAAACGUGCGCUGGGUCUAUAUCGUCUUAGGACUCCCUUCUCUUUUCCUCAAGUUGUUGCUUAGGAGGCCACCCCGGGAUCCAUAAAGAAAGAAGAGUCCUACCGAACAGGUUCAAAUCUGAGUUCCCCAAUGUAAGGCCGGGUUUGCAGGGAAAGCAAGGAGCAAAGUGAGUUUUCUGCAUCCCUUCUUUACCCCAGAAGUGUAACCAGCCGAGGAAAUCUACAAAUCUGUCUUUAUACUGAAAGUCCGCAAAGACUGGGGAGGUAAAUUAGGUAAAUUAUUAAAAAAAAAAAAAAAAGGUAAGUAAUUAUUAAAAGAAAAGAAAAAGGUAAAUUAUUAAAAAGAAUUAGAGUUAGGGUGAGGGUUAGGCAGGUAAAUUCGGGAAUUCCUCCUGAGUACCACAGAGCAGUCUGGAGUUUCCAGGCAUCCAUGUGGGCACACAGGGCAUUCCCACCGGCCCCUAGGAGACUCUAUUUAGAGGAUUACCUUGGAAUGAUGGAGGGUAUUUCUUGUGGAGUCACCGGGAAGGGGCAAGUGAAUGUGAGGUGCAGUGCAUGGAUAGGAGUUCAACGGCCUGUGUGUAAGGCAUUCUGAGCUUGGAGGAGGAAUGCACCCACACGCAGUGGCAAAACUGCAGUUCUGUGGUGCCAGUGACUGUAGAAGGUAGGAGGCAGAGUGGGUGGAGCUGGCUGGGGUCAGGGAAGCCCUGCGGGGAGGCGGGUUGGCAGUGGCAGCCGCUGGGCAAGGCCCCAAGCCCGCCCUGGAGGUAUUGUGGUCUUGCAAUGUGGCUGCACAAGGAGAUAACUAUUUCCAGGACGGAGGUGCUGACCUUUGCCAGAAUGCUUCGGGAGGCCUCCAGUCACCAAGCAAACUGCGGCCAUGACUGGCCUGAGGCAUUUUUCACCAACCUCGGAGACAGUGGUCUGGGACAGAGGUCAUCAAGGCGAAGUAGGAGCAGGAGCUUGGGGGUCAGCGCAGGGAGCCCCACUCAGGGCUCUUAGGUGGGUGCUGGGGAUUCUGUUUAUUCUGGAGUGGGUCUGGGGCAUGAGCUCUGAAGGCUUUAGAGGACCAGCUGAGACCACUCUCACUUAAGGCUGCAGACGUCUGGAGCACUUGCCUAGGGCUCCAGUAGAGGCUGUGGUCAUGGAGAAUGAAGAUCCCAACCAAUGGGGGCACGAUGGUACCCCUUCACAGACGCCCUCACUCAGGACAGAGGCCAGAGACUCAGCUCAAUUCAGGAACUUAGGCAGAGAGUUCAUGAUCAAGGUGAGCAAGCGCCGGUGGGCGGUGGUCCUGGUGUUCAGCUGCUACUCCAUGUGCAACGCCUUCCAGUGGAUCCACUACGCCGCCAUCAAUAACAUCUUCAUGUACUUCUAUGGGGUCAGUGCCUUUGCCAUCGACUGGCUGUCCAUGUGCUACAUGCUGACCUACAUCCCUCUGCUCCUGCCCGUGGCCUGGCUCUUGGAGAAGUUCAGCCUGCGGACCAUCGCUCUCCCUGGCUCUGCUCUCAACUGCCUGGGGGCCUGAGUGAAGCUGGGCAGCCUGAAGCCACAUCUCUUCCCAGUCACCGUGCUGGGUCAGGUCAUCUGCUCCAUGGCCCAGGUCUUCAUCCUGGGUAUGCCCUCCCGCAUUG